This is a messenger RNA of Brassicogethes aeneus, 891 nucleotides long. Lineage: Eukaryota; Metazoa; Arthropoda; Insecta; Coleoptera; Nitidulidae. The record is from the annotation of a GenBank genome assembly.
AUGAAUCGCGGAAUUUCUAGAAACACAGGGUCGUCCUCAAACGAAAAUUCUCUGGGCCCCAUGGAGGCCACUUUGAGCUGUCUCUGGAUCGUAACGCCCUUAUUUGCUACCAUUUCCGUGUUGGUCGUGUUGGUAGCCUUGAUUACUAGCCAGUGGUUGCAUACAGAGGAAAAAAUGCACAACCCUUCGUACAAUGGUACCGGCGAAAAGGAUUAUCUUUCCAAAGCGACCAUGUCCGGAUUGUGGAAGAUUUGCUUUACCCACCCUGGCGGGACGAUCUACGAGUGCGCCAAGGUGGACUUUUUCUCCAAAGAAGAAUAUACACCGGACCCUAACGAUUCCACUCUCGCAAUACCUUAUACCGUGACGAAAACGGUGGUUUUCUUCCUGAUAGCCAGCAUACUACUGGCCCUUGGAUUUUGCUGCUGCAUUUUCGGACAAUGCGUCCGGAAUAAAUCACUGUACACCUUCGUUUCCGGUGUUAUUUUUGUAAUUACAGGACUUGUGAUGUUGUUUGGCCUUAUAAUGUAUAUAUCGAUAUUCAAAGCGGAAAUCGGUGGCAAGCUGAAGCCCAGAUCUCAAUUGGAACCGCCCGUAUUCAUUUACUCAUACGGCUAUUCCUUCCUUCUCUACGUGGUCGGCUUGGUGUCCACUAAAAUAGCUGGAAUAUGCGCGAUAUUUCUGUUCAUCCGCAAAAUGCAAUACGACUGGGCUCGCAGAUAUUACGAAGAUCUACGCAAAGGAAACUCAACGCCCAUUUUGAGCAACAAUUGUGCCAACCAUUAUGAUUCCACGAUGUAUUAUCCAUGUAGAAGACAUCCUCAAGCCUACAUCAACUCGAACAGCGCCAUACAUUUUGGAAGAAGCCCCUGUGGAGUUAAUAGUGAGUAG